ACCCGUCAGCCGCCAGCCCCCAUUUUCAUUUCCAUGCUUACCUUUUAGAGACAGUACAACAUUAACUAACACAUUGCAACAACUGCGCAUUCUCAACGCUGAUCCGGACCCGGUCGCCUCAAUGCGAUUGACAGCAUCAUCAGUUCACGGUUCUCCAUAAUCCAAACUCAACCGAAUCAUUCGGGCACAAGAUCUGCGGCGCAACCCGCCCCCGACCACAUCCAAAAUGGCUCCGCUCUGGAGUUCCUUGUCCUCGUUAUAUCAGCAAUACAGCCCACUGCCCACGGGCGAGUCCUCGAAUGGCACACCCGAUUCUUCUCUCAACUCCCUCAAAGUCCGCCCCAGUAUAGGCCAGAUCCUCAUGUCCAAGAGAGUGCGGUACGCCGGAACAGCCAUUGCGGCGCUCGGGCUCUUCGUCCUGGCCUUCAGAAACUACGACUCCCUGCCCUCCCUCGAGACACUCAAGUCAGGCUACGGUGCCGUUGCCUCGAACCCCAACUCAGAUUGCCCCGUGGCAUCCAUACCUGCCUCUUAUGACGAUAGCCAUAUCAACUGGCACAGAUACGCCUACACACAAUAUGUCACAAACCAGGCCUAUCUGUGCAACUCGGUCAUGAUCUUCGAGACCCUCCAGAGGCUGAAGAGCAAGGCCGACCGUGUCAUGAUGUACCCCGAAACCAUGAUGGAUCCCAAGGCCACAAGUGGAGCGACCGAGGAGCAGAGGCUCUUGAUCAAGGCCCGCGACAAGUACCAGGUCAAGCUACAGCCGGUCGCUGUCCAGAAGCGAAUGGGUGGUGACUCGACUUGGGCCGAGUCCUUCACCAAGCUCCUCGCCUUCAACCAAACCCAAUACGAAAGAGUCCUGAACAUGGACUCGGACGGUACAGUUCUCCAACACAUGGACGAGCUAUUCCUUUUGCCCCCGUGCCCUGUAGCCAUGCCCAGAGCAUACUGGCUGUUCCCCGACUCCAAGAUCCUGUCUUCGCAACUCAUGCUGGUUCAGCCCAGCGCCGUCGAGAUGGACCGCAUCAUGAAGAAGAUGGACGAAGCAGGCAAGAACGACUACGACAUGGAGAUUGUCAACCAGCUCUAUCUGGAUCAAGCGAUGAUCCUGCCUCAUCGUCCCUACGAUCUGUUGACUGGCGAGUUCCGGGGUAGCAACCACGAAAAGUAUCUAGGCACAGAUAGAGAAGAGUGGGACCCCCUCAAAAUCUACAAUGAGGCCAAGUUCUUGCACUUCUCCGAUUGGCCUGUGCCGAAGCCCUGGAUCCCAAUGCAGGACAGCAUGCGCAAGGACAAGCAACCAGAGUGCGUGCAGAAGGAUGGAGCCGAGGACUGUACGGCCAGGCAGCUUUGGAAUGAUUUCUACAACGACUUUGCUAAGCGGCGCAAGGACGUAUGUAACACCAAGCCUUCCAGGAGGUAAAUCGGAUAGUGCUCUUUGCCUGCGAUAUCAUCAUGAGAGCGAUCAUUCAAAAACGUGUAUAUUUAAUGUGGCAUGAUAUGAUUAGAUACCAAGAAGCCAGUAUGUUUUUGUGGCAUACAU
Molecule: messenger RNA, 1546 nt
Organism: Truncatella angustata
Lineage: Eukaryota; Fungi; Ascomycota; Sordariomycetes; Amphisphaeriales; Sporocadaceae
Product: glycosyltransferase family 8 protein
Exons: 3
Coding region: 227-1426 (399 amino acids)
Molecular function (GO): glycosyltransferase activity
Source: RefSeq, a predicted model, not a curated record